This is a messenger RNA of Ornithorhynchus anatinus (platypus), 1088 nucleotides long. It is a transcript of the gene COLEC11, whose product is annotated as collectin subfamily member 11. Bases 226 to 1059 code for a protein of 277 amino acids. NCBI's taxonomy places the organism in Eukaryota, Metazoa, Chordata, Mammalia, Monotremata, Ornithorhynchidae. The record is from RefSeq and is a predicted model, not a curated record. The transcript has 7 exons.
CAAACAGGAAGCCGUCUCCAGAUAACGCUGGCAACUCUCCUGCCAGAUCUGUCCAAACUGUCAGAAAGGGAAAGGCAUCAGAGGUUCCCAGUGACAGACCUUCAGGUUUCUGCAAACGGCAGCCAUGAGGAUCUCAUCCGGCCAGGGUUCCCGCAAGCAGAGGAUGUGAAGACGACCUUCUUCUCUCAGAGAUCCCAAGGAGUCGGUGACCCGCAGGCCCUCAUUAUGAAGAGAGAUCUGGUUUUCUUAAUGACUCCAAUUAGCCUCGCCUUCCUGUCUUUGCUAAGAUCUGGAUAUCCUCAACAUAUUGCGGAAGAGUCCUGUUCUGUCCAGAUUCUUGUUCCAGGCCUCAAAGGGGAGGUCGGAGACAAAGGAGAGAAAGGGGCUCCGGGACGGCCCGGGAGAGUCGGCCCGCCGGGAGACAAAGGAGAUAUGGGAGACCAAGGACAGAAGGGCACCGUGGGUCGCCAUGGAAAGAUCGGUCCCAUUGGGUCGAAAGGUGAGAAGGGAGAUCCGGGGGAUGUGGGGCCGACCGGGCCAAACGGAGAACCAGGCAUCCCCUGCGAGUGCAGUCAGCUACGGAAGGCCAUCGGGGAGAUGGACAACCAAGUGACCCAAUUAACCUCCGAGUUAAGAUUCCUCAAAAAUGCACUGCCCUCCCCCGCAGCUAUUGCUGGUGUGCGUGAGACAGAUAAUAAGAUUUACCUGCUGGUGAAGGAAGAGAAGAGGUUCGUCGACGCCCAGCUGUACUGCCAAGGGAGAGGCGGGAACCUCUGCAUGCCCAAGGACGAGGCCACCAACGGCCUCAUCGCCUCCUACGUCAACCAAGCCGGGCUCAGCAGAGUGUUCAUCGGCCUCAACGACCUGGAGAAGGAAGGGAGUUUCGUCUACUCGGACUGUUCCCCCAUGCAGACCUUCAACAAGUGGCGAAGCGGGGAGCCCAAUAACUCUCACGACGAGGAGGACUGUGUGGAAAUGGUCGCCUCGGGCGGUUGGAACGACGUGUCCUGUCACAUCACCAUGUAUUUCGUCUGCGAAUUCGACAAGGAGAACGUCUGAGCGACGCCGCGGCCUCCGCCGGGCCGGGC